AUGAUUUCGUCAAGUACUGGAGCUUCAAGACAUGGAGUCCGUGUGUACCUCAAAUUCUUGAAACGCUCUCAACUAGUGUACGAACCAAGUCAACGGCAGAUGUUUAGUAUCUCGCCUGUGUUCAUGGCCUACUUGAAGACCUUCCGAUCACAGAUCAUGAUCGUUGACGUACGUCACGUGUACGUGAUGAAAGCACUGCUGGAACUCUCGGACGACCACAAAAACGGGAUCGCUACAAAAAACGGUUACUGGCUCGCAGCGUUAAUGACUCGCACCUCGUUGGUCGCACUACUUGCACUCGACUACCUCUUUUUCCUGGCAUCGCGAAUCGGUGCUAUCAUGCGUUUGUUGACUGUGUCACUCGUGUACGAGAAAGCACUGAGGUUGUCAAGUGCAGCUCGACAGGAGUGUACAACCGUAAAGAUUUUGACGCUCAUGAGUGUCGAUACUGACUACCUCUUGGAUUUCUACGCUGCGCUUGCUGGUGCGGUCGUACUCACUGCUGUGAUGAUCCUUUCGAUCAAGCGAGGAGAUCGUAUUGCGAGAAUUGCUACGGGUUAUUGA
This is a messenger RNA of Peronospora matthiolae, 564 nucleotides long. The record is from the annotation of a GenBank genome assembly. NCBI's taxonomy places the organism in Eukaryota, Oomycota, Peronosporomycetes, Peronosporales, Peronosporaceae.